Ricinus communis (castor bean) is the source of this 4290-nucleotide messenger RNA. RefSeq lists its product as uncharacterized. The transcript has 4 exons. The coding region runs from base 1076 to 4093 and encodes 1005 amino acids. NCBI's taxonomy places the organism in Eukaryota, Viridiplantae, Streptophyta, Magnoliopsida, Malpighiales, Euphorbiaceae. The record is from RefSeq and is a predicted model, not a curated record.
UUUGAAUAACUCUUCUAAACUGCAAUUGAUUGUGAUUUUUAAAAGUAAUGAUAUAUUUCAGCACUUAUAUUAAUUAUAUGUUUUCUAAUAUUGAGAUUUUAUCUUAUAAAUUCUUUCCUCAGAAUUUCGUUUGAAAAGAAUCCAAAAUGCAAAAUCUGGGUUUACAACUUCAGCUAAUGAUUCCAUUACCAGAACCACAAUGAUGUUUAUUUACACUUAAAAAUGUAUAAACUGCAAAGGGUUCAAGUACAACCACUUGAAGCGUUUGUUACAGCAUAAGGCUUUGCUUUUCUGGUGAAACUGUAGGUAGAAGAUUGGUUAGGGUUAACGUGCGCGCUUGUGGGACAGGUUAGGGCGUUAUCUUCGCUGUCUGUCAGUGUACCGUACUUCUCCGUAGACCCCUCCCACAGCUAGAGCCAAAAGAAUAAAAAAAAGAAAAAAGAAAAAUCAAGAGAAAGAAAGACUUCUGCUUGUGUCCUCUUCCUUUCCCCUACUCUCACACAUACGCUCUCUCACUCUAAAAAAGUCUCUCAUUGUCGUUGGUUUUAGACAGUGUACGCAAAAUCCUCGCCUUAUACUCUGCAGUUUUUCUUGUUUGGCUGCGAGUAAUGGAUAACCAAGAUCAUAGAAGAAAUCACUCAUCAGGUUUGUUUUUUCUUUUAGUUUUCCAUUUUCUUAUCAUGGGUUCGUCGAGUUCUUGUUUCUUUGUUUUAGUAAUAAAUCAAGUCCUUUUCUUGUUUAUUGUUGGGUCCUUUGUUUUCUUGUUUCUUUAUGGAGAAAGAUUUUCUGGGUUGUUUUGUUUAUUCGCAUCAUUGGGUUUUCUUUUAUUUUCUUGUACUUUGUCGUUUUGUGAUGUGAUUACGGGAAGACAUUUGUUUUUGUUUGUCGUCGUUGUUGUUGAAUUAUGUAGGACAUGAUAACCAUGGAGUUCAUGUAUGUCAUAAAUGUGGUUGGCCAUUCCCAAAUCCGCAUCCAAGUGCAAAACACAGGCGUGCACACAAGAAGAUCUGUGGUACUAUUGAAGGGUAUAAGUUAGUUCAAUCAGAGGGUUCUACCCAUUCUACUAUGUCUGAGGAUGAGCAUCAAUCUGAUGAAGAUCACAAAACCCCUAAUUUUGGAAAGAAGUAGUAAUGAGAAGGGCAGUGGUGCAAUAGGAGAUAGAUCAGGUAGAUCAGAAGACGAAGUCUUUGCAGAUGCUGUUGCGGAGUUUCCAGACAGUGGAUCUCGGAAGGUGAUUGAAGAGUCUCCAGAGGAUGUUAAGAAGCUGGCAACAUUCUUGGCAUCCGUUGCAAAUAAUGAUACAAGAACCACUUUAUCAUAUGAGGAUGAUGCAAUUACUGCUACCAUUUCACCUCCAAGCAGUUCAGCUGACAGCAGCCAUAUGCAAAAUACUGAAAUUCAAGGGAGUAGUUCGUCUGGAAGCGCACAAGACUCUCGACAUCAUGUUGUCAGUGUAAGCAUUGACUUCACAGAAAGAUCCUUAAGCGGUUAUAGAACUGAAGAAUCUAUGUACGAAUCCAGUGAUGAUAAAGGAGGUUCUACAUUUGACUCAAACCCCAUCCAACUUGAAACUGAAACAGAUUUGUUACAGAAGAAUCAUGAGAAAAUUGCUGGUGAGGUUGUGCCAGAGACUGAUGCAAAAGGGAACGAAGAAACACAGAAUAGAAAGAACAAUUCCAAUGAUGACUUUAUAGAGAAUGACAUAAAAGAGAAUGAAAAAAUAAAUUUGGAUAGACAGCUUCUGGAUGUUGAGGUCUCACCCAUCAAUAAUGCAGGUGAAGUAUCUGAGGUCUCUAAGUUAGGGAAACCAGAGGAUAAAACUUCAGAUCCAGAUGCUGGAGCUAUUCAAUUGAAGGAACAAGUUGAAGAUAAAUUAGAUUCUGAUAUAUCUUUAAAUAGGCUCUCUCCUGAAGUUGAAUCUGUUGAACUCAUGAAUUCUUCUAUUCAUACUUCUCAAAUUAAGGAGGAUGCUGUUCCAGAAGUGGCCUCUGGCUGUUCUGGCAGUUUCAUUGAGACUAGCCAUGGAGAGGAAAGAGGAAGUGAAGAAUUCCAUAUGUUCUCGGUUUCUGGCGAUAUACCUGAAGUGGAAAAUGCUGAGGCCAUGAUUCAAGGCUUUAAGGAUCUUAAUGGAGGGAGAUUAUCCCAAUUAGUAAAUGUUGACUCGCUUGAAAUAAGCAAUGAAGUUAAGGAGCCGGUUCUCAAGGAUAAUGCUUCUGUUUCUAAAGGCACAGAGGUGUCUGUUUCUGAUAUGCAUGUUUUGGAAGACAAGCUUGAACAGACAGGUGAGGACAAUGAGCUAGUUGUUGACAAAUUUCCUGAUGAAACUGAAGAUGUUAUGCCUCCGGUCAAGGUCACAGUUAAUGCAAGCCAAAGAAGAGAAGAAUUUGAUGACCAUGCAUAUGCUCCUGAAUCUGAGGUCGGGAAAAGCUAUACGGUUCGAUGUCCUGAAGAACAGCUACCUGUCGGUAAAAGUUCAUCACAAACAAGUUCUUCAGAACAUGCUUCAAAGGUCUUAACUGAUAUAAAUCCUGUGACUGCUCCAAUGGAUGCUGAAGUCGGGCAGAUAAUUGACACAUUUGAUGUGGAUGAUGCAGGUGAUGAUGAGAAGAGUAGAGUCGAAAAAUGUGAUAUAGCUGAAAAUGAGAGGUGUAGAAGAAUUAAAGAAGAGUGUUGUAUGGAAAAUCUAAUAGCAAAUUCUGAGGAGGGUGAAGUUGAAAGCUAUUGUGCAUCUGAAACUAAAACUGGGGAAGAUGAUCCAAUAUUAGGAUCAAUGGAUGGAAAUCAUUUACUGAAGACAACGAUGCCCAAGUCUGCUGAUGGUCUUCUGGAAAAAUAUAUUACCUCAGAGAAUGUAACUAAUGCUUCGGGGAGGAACUUAUCAGAAGCUGAAAGCAUACACUUGAGCAGCACGUCAAAUAAUCAGGAAGAUGUAAAGGAACUUGAAAGCAAUGGCAAUGAAAGGGUACUGGUGGAGGAUGCUGCCAAUGCUAAUGCAGGUGCUCAAUCAGAUAAUGUUGGGAACAAUUAUAAAUUACCAAAGUCUUCAGAUAGUUUUGGGGAUGUUGAGUUGUUGCAGAAGCCUUCAGAUAACAUUGACAAAAUUGAUGUAUUACAAAAGCCUCCGGAUAAAAUUGAGGAUGUUCACAUAUUACACAAGUCCUCAGAAGAACACGUGACACAAGAGACUCAACUUUCUCCUUUAGGUAUUUCAUCUUCCAUUCAAAACUAUGAGACUGUUGGAGAUAAUCCUGCCAGAGACUUUGUAGGGGCUGCAUCUGAGAAUCAAUCUGAGCCUUUUCCUGAUGAUGGUGAAAAUAAAUUUAGUACACAACAGCUUGGUGCAUCUGUAACUGACCUUUCUGUUGAUUCGGGUAGCCAAACUGAUAGCUUGGAAGGCCACUGGGGCUCUGUAUCAGUUCUUUCUACCCAAUCAGAUAUGCCAACUGUUGUUGACACUGAACCAAUGGCAUCAAAUGGUUCAAAAGCAUCAGCAGAAGCAGAGAGAACUGACUUGAAGAAGACAAAGCCUUUCCUGGAGGGGCAACAACAAUCUGAUAAAUCAGAUAUUUUUGAGCCUCCAUCAUUCAUGACAUUGGUUGAACCUAGAGAUGGAGACAAAGCUGCUGCUUCUGAAAUCCAAACUGUACAGAAUAUGCAACAACCAAAUGCUGCUUCUCUGCAAGCUGGUUGGUUUCCUUCUCUUACUCACGUUGUGAACGAGUCGCAAGGAAGAAAGAAGAACGAAGAAAGAAUCGCCAAGGUCACGAACUGGAGCACUGGAAAGCAACACACUCCCUUGAAGAGCCUUUUAGGUGAGGCCAACGCUGAAACCAAAUCCAAGUUGCCAAAUACCAAAGAAAACCUACCGCCGGUGGUUCAAAAUGAUGAAGCAAGUACAAAAGAUCAUGGUUCUUCACCAACACCGAACCUAAUUCUGGGUACUCAAAUGAAUGUAGCCGAGUCAAUCAAGAAAGAUGCAGGUAAAGAAUGGAAUUCUCCUGCUAGGUAUCCUGCAGAUAUCAAGAGAGAGAAAAGGAAAGUCAAGGGAAGGCCAUACUGGGCACAGUUCGUAUGCUGCUCAUCUGUAAACUAGGACAUUGAAAGCUGUAACAUGAUGUAGAGAAAUUGAUAAAUUUGAGGAUUGUAUGCCACUGCCCUGCUUAUAGUGAAGAUUGUGCCACUGAAUUUAGGUCAAUGUUGCAAAAUUUGAUUUACUAGUAUAUUAGGUAUAGUUUUUGAACUUUAGUAGACUUAAAAUACAUGAAAUGCUUAUGACUAGCAAUUGUCUCA